AUGAUAUUAAAAUUCUUUUUUGGAGAAUUAAGAGCUAUCGAAAGUCAGCUUACAUUCUCUCCAAAUACUCCAAUUCAAGCACAUUUACGUAUUCUAUCAUUAUUGAUCCUAAUCCUAAUAGUUGAUAUAAUUUGGUUUAUUAUAUGUGUUCGUUCAAUGCUGCUAUUAUUAACUUUUGAGUGCUUUACUCUUUUCUUAGACACUGUUCAAACAUUGAUGAAAUAUAUAAUUCAUCUUAGAGAUCUUUCUCAACAAGGUGUAUGGGAGUCUAAAGGGUUGGUUUUAUAUUACAUAGAAUUUGUUACAGAUACGCUGAUACUUGCUGCCACUCUUGGCCAUUAUUUACAUAUAAUGCUUUUGCAUGGUAUUUCAUUUACUUUGAUAGAUGCAGUGUUAUUUUUAAAUAUGAGAAGUGUUUUCAAUAAUUUAAGGAAGAAAGUUGUUUCAUAUUAUAAUUAUAGACAAGCUAUUUCUAAUAUGCAAACUAGAUAUCCAAGUGCAACUGAAAUUGAAUUAAAAGAAUAUAAUGAUGAUUGUGCAAUAUGUAGAGAUUCAAUGGUAUCAGCCAAAAAAUUACCUUGCGGACAUAUGUUUCACUUUUCAUGCCUUAGAUCAUGGUUAGAGCAUCACGGUUCAUGUCCUACAUGCAGAAGAUCAUUGUUAAAGGGUGACGAUUCUACUAUGAGACAAGAAUUAACGGAACAUAUACAUAUGGAGGUUCCAUUCCUUUGA
Molecule: messenger RNA, 732 nt
Organism: Entrophospora sp. SA101
Lineage: Eukaryota; Fungi; Glomeromycota; Glomeromycetes; Entrophosporales; Entrophosporaceae
Source: the annotation of a GenBank genome assembly